CCCCCCACUAAAGACCCAUAGCCCUGCUGUUGCUGCUGCUGUUGUUCCUGCUGCUGCAUUGUAAUUAGACGAAGCGCUAGGACCCCGCGGACAACACUCUCUGGAUGACACAGAACAAACUGCGAGUUGAGUUUUGGCCACUCAAACAUGGAAAUGUUGAACUGACAACGCAGAACUAACUCGGCACUCUGAAUUGGACGAUAGGUAGGCUAGGCCUAUCAUACCGCCACCGGGGGAUUGUUUUUGUGGAGAGAUCGAUUUUGGGAAUCAAUGUCUACGUGCGCAACUGAAGUUUUAUUUUAUGGGUUUGGAUUUAGGCUGCUGUGCAAUAGUAUGAUUUUUAGUGUGUGUCGUUUGCUCUGGGUGUAAAAGUGCUGAACAUUAAUAUUUUAACCAAAUGGAUUAUGUUCAUUUUGCGCAAAAGCUCUUAUAAGAAGUUGUUUUGUUGUAAUGUUCUGGAUAUGUUUUCGCAGUAUACCUUGCUAAGUGAGUGAUGAUUGAUUUGGAUAUGUCAGCACCGCUGAGCGCUCAUCCGCACACUCCAUCAUUCCUGGACUGGGGAAAGUAAGAAACCACCUGUUGUGAAUGCUUUCUGGAACUUCCCACGGAUAUACCUCGGCGGCUAAAACAAGACAUUGGAAAGGCGUGCCCAGAACGCACAGAGACAUGUAAAGCCGGUAUGCUUUACACGGAACACUGAGAACUCGUUUUGUAUUCAUGGGACAGGCACAGGCUAAUAAUCCUAUUUUAAUUUAUUUAUAUUACCUGUAGUUAAUUAUGUCGCCAUGGUGGCACGGGUUAAGAUGAUGAGUCCUGUCUUGGCCACCAGUUGCUGUUGCGCUCAGAAUGGCUCGCGAGGACGCGGUGAGGUGCCUGCGCUGCCUGCUCUACGCCCUCAAUUUACUCUUCUGGCUCAUGUCGAUAUGUGUCCUGGGGGUGGCUGCUUGGCUCAGGGACUACCUGAACACUGUGCUCACCUUGACAGCUCACACCAGGCUGGAGGAAGCAGCAGUUCUCACCUAUUCUCCGGCUGUCCAUCCCGUCAUCAUUGCAGUGUGCUGUUUUCUUAUCAUCGUGGCCAUGGUGGGCUACUGUGGCACACUGAAAUGCAACCUUCUACUCCUGUCCUGGUACUUUGGCAGUUUGUUGGUGAUCUUCUGUGUAGAGCUGGCCAGUGGGGUGUGGACGUAUGACGAGCCUUUAGUUCAUAGGUCAGAUAUGAUCAGUCUGAAGUCCAGGAUGCCCAACUAUGGCCUGCAGCGUUACCAGUGGCUAACACACACCUGGAACACCUUCCAGACUGAGUUUAAGUGCUGUGGGGUCAUCUACUUCACUGAUUGGCUGGAGAUGACAGAGAUGGAGUGGCCACCAGACUCCUGCUGCUCCAAUCAGUAUCCAGGUUGUGCUCGCCACGCCCACUACCGUGACCUCAGUGACCUUCACCAAGAGGGCUGUGGGCCGAAGAUCUACAGUUUCAUCAGAGGAACUAAGCAGCUGCAGGUGUUGCGUUUCCUGGGUGUGUCUAUAGGAGUGGCCCAGAUUCUGGCCAUGACCCUGACCCUAACCCUGCUCUGGGCCCUCUACUACGACCGCAAGCCCCCCGAGCCCACCCCGCCCGACCCCCCACCAGGAACCGACCCUGGACCUCUAACCAUCACCCACGGACCCCAAGGGGAGGCUCCUAAAUCGGGUAACACUCGCCUGGCUGAGGCCUGGUCCAAUGCUGCGACCACGUCUAACGGACAUGGACACACCCAGUUUGAGAUGGAGAGGCUGUCCUAGUACACUGUCUACCCAUCUGCCCCUCACACUACCCCUCACCCCUACUUCCCAGACACUGAGAGAGGGAAAUAAUAAGGGGAUGAGGAGAAAGUGUGAAACUAGAUGAGGGGAGAGAAGGGGGUUGAGAAAAAGAGGCUAGGAGCUAUGAGAGAGAUUGGGCACAGGUGCAGGAGCGUGAAUGCCCCCCCAUGCCCCCCUCUCUUUCCCGUAGGACAACAGGACAAUGACAUACUGGACUGUGGGACUUUUUGGGACUAUUUUGUCACAGCUGGGAUUGGAAAUUGUAACGGAAACUAAAUAACUAAGUCAAUGCUUGCUCCUGUAGCGUCACCACUAUCCAAAAGUGAGGAGCGGAGGGAAUCGUUUUAGUUUUCCCUACAUUCCUCCUCCUCGUUGGGAAUGUUUGGGAAUAUCACCACUAGCACUGACUGGAUGAAACCUGUUCAGCAAAGACUGCUGUAAGGACAUGUCAACUAUUCAUCUCACUCAAAACACACCGAACCAAGGAAAUUCAGUUUAUCUGGAUAUUUGGAAAUAUCAUGUCUUAAUUUGACAGACCUGUUGGAAUCCACAGGAACCACUCAGCUAUAUUCAUGAGCGUUUGUGCACCAGUCAGAGUGUAUUAUCGUAGUCUACUAUAAAUGAAACAUGAUGUUGGCUAUUUAUUUCUGGCUCUGUGAGAGUAAUGCAUAUCAGCUCAAACAAUAA
Molecule: messenger RNA, 2490 nt
Organism: Oncorhynchus mykiss (rainbow trout)
Lineage: Eukaryota; Metazoa; Chordata; Actinopteri; Salmoniformes; Salmonidae
Gene: tspan12
Product: tetraspanin 12
Cellular component (GO): plasma membrane
Source: RefSeq, a predicted model, not a curated record